Zea mays is the source of this 1040-nucleotide messenger RNA. Its product is annotated as rho GTPase-activating protein 3. The record is from RefSeq and is marked validated. Bases 7 to 933 code for a protein of 308 amino acids. Gene Ontology annotation, biological process: signal transduction. Gene Ontology annotation, molecular function: GTPase activator activity. The transcript is spliced from 2 exons. Lineage: Eukaryota; Viridiplantae; Streptophyta; Magnoliopsida; Poales; Poaceae.
AGGACAAUGCAGGGCGGCGGCGGUGACGAGGAGGAUGCCCUCGCCGGGCGGCGGCCUCCGCGCGGUGGUGGCGACGACGAGAAAAUGGAGAUCGGGUGGCCGACGGACGUCCGGCACGUGGCGCACGUGACGUUCGACCGGUUCCACGGCUUCCGCGGCGUGCCCGAGGAGCUACUGCAGCAGCAGGCGGCGGCGGCGGUGGUGGUGGACGUCGUGGACGGCAUCGUCCGGGCGCCCAGCGCCAGCAAGACGGUGUUCGGCGUGUCCACGGAGUCGAUGCAGUGCUCCUACGACGGGCGGGGCAACAGCGUCCCCACCGUGCUCCUCCACCUGCAGCGCCGCCUCGUCGACCAGGGCGGCCUCAGGGCGGAGGGCAUCUUCAGGGUGGCCGCCGACGGCGCCCAGGAGCAGUACGCCAGGGACCAGCUCAACAACUCGGGCGUCGUGCCAGACGGCGUGGACGUGCACUGCAUCGCAGGCCUCAUCAAGGCGUGGUUCCGUGAGCUCCCUGGCGGGCUGCUGGACGCGCUGCCGGCGGAUGAGGUGACGCGGUGCCAGACGGAGGAGGACUGCGCGCGGCUCUGCGGCGCCAGGCUGCCGGCGCCCAGGGCGGCGCUGCUGGACUGGGCGGUGAACCUGAUGGCGGACGUGGCGCGGGAGGAGAAGGCUAACAAGAUGGGCACGCGCAACGUGGCCAUGGUGUUCGCGCCCAACAUGACGCGCGCCGACGACCCGCUCACGGCGCUCGCGCACGCCGUGCAGCUCAUGAACUUCCUCAACAUGCUCGUCGAGAGGGCGCUCAAGCACGAGCACCACCGGCUGGCCUCGUCUUCUUCCUCCUCCUCUGCACGAGCACCGACUCGGCCACAUUCAGAGUCAGAGAUGCGCAGUAGCCAUGACGAUGCCGACCGAUCGCCGGAUCUGAUUAAGUAGCAAUGCAAGGUCGUUGUACUGAAAUUUAGUGUAGGAGUAGAGAGUGUUUUGAUUUAAUCUUCGUGUGUUUGUUGAUUGAUUGAUUGAUUAAUUCCAGCAAAUUAAAC